AUGUCGAGAGGCGAUCCGUGGCAAACGGAUGCGCGCGACGGAUCUGGAGGCGAUCGUCGAUAUUGCCGUGACACGAGGGCACAUCCCUCGCCGGAAGAAGGGUACCACCGACGCGGAGAAAGCGACCGCGCGCGAGGUCUGCCAGGAGGGCAUCUUGGUCAACGAGGAGAUCUCGAGACGGACAGCGAAGGGGAGAAUUCCCCCGUGGGGAAAAUGCGGGAGGAAGGCCGCGGAGAAGGCGCGGACGAGGGCAGCGAGGAUCAGCGACGCCAAGUGGAGGACGCCAGUGGGAGUCACGGCUCCACCGCUGGAGCCGACGAGGCUAACGCCGCGCGGGCGGACAGCACGGCGGACCAGAGCGAGGCAAAGGCCGACGGGCCAGAGGGCGCACGAAAGGAGCAGCGAGAGGAACGCCGCAACUGUCAGGAGGGAGAUCCCUGGCCCGACCUCAGCGACGCGAUGGGUGGCGCGGUGGCGGGGAGCGCUCGCCAGAUCCGCAUCCGCGACGCGAAGGGUGGCGAGGCGGCGGGGAGCGCUCGCCAGAUCCGCAUCCGCGACACGAAGGGUGGCGCGGUGGCGGGGAGCGCUCGCCAGAGCCGCAUCCGCGACGCGAAGGGUGGUGCGGCGGCGGGGAGCGCUCGCCAGAUCCGCAUCCGCGACGUGAAGGGUGGCGCGGCAGCGGGGAGCGCUCGCCCGAACUGCACCAGAGACGUGAAGGAUGGCGUGAUGUCAGGUCCCCCUCGCCAGAUCUGCGCAGGCAGCGGGAAGGAGCACGUGAUGAGGAAUGGCAGUCGCCGUACGGCCGUCGGCAGCGUGGAGGAAGAAGAGACGAGAGGUCACCAUCGCCAGAGAAGCAUCGGCGUGAGACGCGGCGGGAAGAACGGGGGAGGGCAGACCACUCGCUGGAUGGGCAAGGUCAACGCACAGAAGGGCGCGCGAGCUCAUGGGAUCUGCAUAAGGAGGCAAGAUGGGACCAGCGGGGAAGCAAGGUUGGGGGCGGGAGUUUGGCAUAUAGUGCGGAACGAGCCAAGGAGGCGAGGGAAGGAAUAG
This is a messenger RNA of Closterium sp. NIES-65, 1050 nucleotides long. The record is from the annotation of a GenBank genome assembly. Lineage: Eukaryota; Viridiplantae; Streptophyta; Zygnematophyceae; Desmidiales; Closteriaceae.